CUAUAAUUUUCCACCAUUAUUAUCUCCCACAUUCAUCACAUAAAACAAUGACUUCUAAUGAGCUGUGUUUACCCACCACUUGCAACUUCAACAAAAAUAACAACUCCUCAAUAAUCCCAAAACUAUUCUUCCAUGAUAUAUCCCUUUUAUUUUCCUUGAUAUUUUCUCACCCUCUUUACUUCUCUUAUUUCAUAUUCUUCUCUCCUUACUUGUUUAAAUUCAUUUCCUUCAUUUCUCCUUUAUUUUUGACUACCACCCUCUUACUACUUUGCAUCCUUGCCACCACUUUCCCUCAACCGAAACUCGGGUUUUUUCAAACGAUCGUGGAUAAGUUACGAUCAAAGAUGAAUGUCGUUGUUGAAGAAGAAGACCAAGAUGUCGAGUUUCUUGAUUUUGAAGAUCUUGAAAUAUAUAAAAUUGUGUUCCAUGAUCCGCCACUUAUAUUAGACAUUGAAAGUUUUUCUAGAUCCACUUCUGUUGAUGAAGACAAUAAUGAUGAUGAUCAGUUAAAACAAGUGAUGGUAAUGGAGAACACGGUGAGGGUUAUGGAGAAAUCUGAAGAGGAGCGAAGUUUGGAGAAACUAUUUGAAGAAUUGGAUCGAUUUGAAGAUUCAAGAGACACAAUUGAGACAAAGGAGAACAAAAUUAUAUCUCAACGCGAAACAAAGAAACUAGAGAUUAACAAACUUGAGACGUCUUGUGAAGAUAAAAAAAUAUUUGAAGUGAAGUCAAAUUCAUUGAGAACGGAUUCUUGUAGUAGCUUUGGAAGCUAUGGAUCGAUGAGGAAAGAAAAAGAGUGGAAACGUACAUUAGCGUGUAAGUUAUUUGAAGAACGAAACAACUCUGGAGGGGAAGAAGGUAUGGAUUCGUUAUGGGAGUCUUACGAAGAUGAUAACGCAAGCAAAAAAUCCAGGAAUAGAAAAGAAACGACGAUAGAGAAGAAAAAGACGACGACGAAGAACAAGAAGAGCGAGUUUAAGUAUUUUUAUGAAGGUGAUGAUGUUGAUCAAGAUGAUGAUGAAGAAGAGUUCAUGAGUAAUGGGCAGUUGUGUUGUUUGAAGGCAUUAAAAUUAUCAACAGGGAAGAUGAAUUUAGGGAUGGGGAAGCCAAAUCUUGUAAAAAUUACAAAAGCACUAAAAGGUUUUGGUUGGUUGCAUCAUGUUGGUACCAAGCAUGGUAAAAAAGUUUAAUUUAUGUUUGUUUAUAAAAUUUUCCUUCUUAUUUUGUUUUA
Messenger RNA from Erigeron canadensis, 1231 nucleotides. RefSeq lists its product as uncharacterized. Lineage: Eukaryota; Viridiplantae; Streptophyta; Magnoliopsida; Asterales; Asteraceae. The transcript has 2 exons. The record is from RefSeq and is a predicted model, not a curated record. The coding region runs from base 48 to 1190 and encodes 380 amino acids.